Messenger RNA from Columba livia (rock pigeon), 1222 nucleotides. RefSeq names its product nudix hydrolase 1 (gene NUDT1). Gene Ontology annotation, molecular function: 8-oxo-7,8-dihydroguanosine triphosphate pyrophosphatase activity. Lineage: Eukaryota; Metazoa; Chordata; Aves; Columbiformes; Columbidae. The coding region runs from base 160 to 630 and encodes 156 amino acids. The record is from RefSeq and is a predicted model, not a curated record. Gene Ontology annotation, biological process: DNA protection. The transcript is spliced from 4 exons.
CGGCCCUCCCACCGCCCCGCGCGGCUGCCGGGGGCGGGACCGGAACGGCGGCGGCGCGGGAAGAGCCGGGCCGAGCUGCCGGUAGCGGAGGACACGGCGGUGGUCGCUGGAAAUUUGGGCUGUUGAGGCGGGGCCGUGGGGGCUGAUGCUUGGGCAGCCAUGUUCACGACCAGGCUCUUCACCCUGGUCCUGGUGGUGCAGCCGCCCCGUGUCCUCCUGGGCAUGAAGAAGCGCGGGUUUGGAGCCGGGCUGUGGAACGGCUUCGGGGGGAAGGUGCAGCCAGGGGAGAGCAUCGAGGAGGCCGCUCGCAGGGAGCUCCUGGAGGAGAGCGGACUGACUGUGGACACCUUGCAGAAGAUGGGUCAGAUCACAUUUGAAUUUGUUGGCAACUCUGAACUCAUGGAAGUUCACAUCUUCCGAGCAGAUCAUUUUCAUGGAGAGCCAACAGAAAGCGAUGAAAUGCGUCCACAGUGGUUUCAGCUGGAUGAGGUGCCAUUCAAUCACAUGUGGGCAGACGAUAUCUAUUGGUUUCCUCUGCUGCUUCAGAAAAAGUUGUUUCGUGGCUAUUUUAAGUUCCAGGGACAAGACACUAUCCUGGAGCACACCCUGAAAGAAGUGGAGGAAGUUUGAGGAAACGAAAAGCAUUCAACCCACUCGCUGCUGCCCACAUUGGGCUACAACACCAUCAGUACUUCUGAGAAGGGUCUUGUUUCUCAGCUCUCCAGCAAAGGAGACAUAUUUGCAAGGUCACGGGGAGGUGAGGAAAAUGAGGGCUUUUCUUAGAGCAGAAAUAAAAGUAACGAGAUUUUUCCAUGCCCUGCUCGGUCUGUGCCAUUGGGUGAUGGUUCUUGUGCAAACACAACUCCGUUGUACUUACGCAAGGGCUGGCGCCUGGCAGCACGAGCUACAAUUUUCGGCAAAACGCGGUUGCUUGCUGGAACUUUUUGAAGCUGGAUCAAAAUCCCGGGGCGAGCAGCACGACUUCGUUGUCUUUGCACAAGAGCGGGUGGCAGAGGCUGCGCAGAGUGGGUCACAUCGCACACGAGGCGGAACGCUUGCCAGGCUUUCAAGAGAAGUCCCUGGCUGUGGUAUAGUUCAGUAGUUAAAUGAUCUAUUAAAACCUGAGUGUUAAUCCUUCUCUUCGCAGGUGGCUAAUUCUUUAGGCUUUUUCCUUGUAGCUGGAAAUGUUUUUAAAGUAUUAAAAGAUAUUUUUUUAGUAAAA